This is a messenger RNA of Carya illinoinensis, 819 nucleotides long. Its product is annotated as F-box/kelch-repeat protein At3g06240-like. NCBI's taxonomy places the organism in Eukaryota, Viridiplantae, Streptophyta, Magnoliopsida, Fagales, Juglandaceae. The coding region runs from base 1 to 819 and encodes 272 amino acids. The transcript is spliced from 2 exons. The record is from RefSeq and is a predicted model, not a curated record.
AUGAACAACCACUUUCCAGAAGAGUUGUUGUUACAGAUUUUGCUAUGGCUGCUUGUAUUACCCUAUCGCGAUUCAACUGCGUUUGCAAAUCCUGUACCCUUACCAUCAUCAAACUCUGGAAUUAUCGACAAGAGAGCACGGAUGUAUAUCAUGGGCUCUUUUAAUGGUCCCGUUUGUCUUCACGAUAGCGGUAGUUGGAAUAAUACUCUUUUAUGGAACCCUGCAACUAAAGAAACAAAGGUUGUCCCCAUAUCAAACAUGCCCCUCCUUUCUGCCGACUACGAUAUUGUCUCCCUUAACGACAUAGGAUUUGGCUUUGAUGCCAAAACUUACGACUACAAGAUAAUCAGCCAUUUCCAUCUCUACGAACUUGACCCUUACUUAGAACAAUACUCGCCGAUAAUCACGUACCGUAGUGAGGUAUAUACCUUAAGAGCCGAUUCUUGGAGAGAAAUUGACAGCGUCCCUUGUCAUAUUUGGGAUUCUACUAGAGGUAUGAGGACAAACCAGAAUGGGAUGGGUACUUGGUGGGCAUCGGGUGAUAAUGGUAUAAAUUGGGAAGGUAUUUUGUCAUUUGACAUAACCAAGGAGGUAUUCCUAGAAACUCCGCUGCUAGAUGUUAGCGAUAGAGUGUAUCCCUUUUGUAAAUAUCUAGAAUAUUUCUUGUUGAACGAAUUGGUUGCUCUCGCUAUUUCUUGGAAAGUUAUAGGCGAAGAGGGGUUGCGAAUGUGGUGGGAUAUAUGGUUGUUGCAUGAAUAUGGGGUUACGGAAUCUUGGACAAAGUUGUUCAGGGUUGGCCCUCUUACUGGAGUUAUUUGA